This is a messenger RNA of Malus domestica (apple), 480 nucleotides long. The record is from RefSeq and is a predicted model, not a curated record. Lineage: Eukaryota; Viridiplantae; Streptophyta; Magnoliopsida; Rosales; Rosaceae.
AUGGUGAUGGAGUGGAUUCGAGGAAACAAAAUCGGUAGGGGAGGCUUCGCCACCAUCUACAAAGCGAAACCCAAAAACCCAUCUUCUCAACUUCCAGCGUUGGUGGCCGUGAAGACUACUGAAUCAGGCGAUUAUGUGACAAUCACACCAUCGAAAACGGCGAGGGAGUUCUACAACUUGGUUUUGGAGUACGUGAAUGGAGGUACACUGGCUGAUGAGCUCAAGAAGAACGGUGGUCGUUUGCCGGAAGUCGAAAAAGCAGGGGAAACGCAAAGUAAAGUCGAAGUACGAGGCACUCCACUGUACAUGGCGCCGGAAUCAGUAAACGACAACAUGUAUGAGGCGUGUUCUGACGUUUGGUCUCUCGGGUGUUUGGUGGCGGAGAUGGCGAAGGGAAAACCGGCGUGGGAUCACAAACCUGGGGCGAAUAUGUUCAAGGUUUUGAUGAGGAUUGGAGGAGAUGAGAUGCCGCAGAUUUGA